GGCAAUUCAGUCAUCUUGCAGGUCAUCACCUUCAACGCAGCAAUCGGCAGAGUCCCCGUUUCUUGCGUCUCCCUCGCCUCCGCCACUGUAAACCCCUAAAACUCUCAGACCUCCCUUCUCCGGUGCGACCGUACAAUCUCUCUCUCUCUCGUCUUUCUAUCUCUGGAAACCUGGGGCUUUUCUUCCGUUUCAUCAAUGGCAGGCGCAUCGUUCAAAGGCCUUCUUGAUUGAUGAUUGGUUUUGGUUUCAAUUGUCCGGCGACAUGGAUGCAGCCAUCGGCGAGAAUCCCGCCGCAGAUGGCGGAGGUUCGUCUGCCUCGCAGCCUCCUCCUCCUCCUGCGCCGGCGCCAAUGCCGAGCGCGAAUGCUCCGCCGCCAUUCCUGGUCAAGACCUACGACAUGGUGGACGACCCUUCUACCGAUAAGAUCGUGUCCUGGAGCCCCACGAACAAUAGUUUCGUAGUGUGGGACCCGCCGGAAUUCGCUAGGGACCUCUUGCCUAAGUACUUCAAGCACAACAACUUCUCCAGCUUUGUCCGACAGCUGAAUACUUACGGUUUCAGAAAGGUUGAUCCUGACCGCUGGGAGUUUGCAAAUGAGGGAUUUCUUAGAGGUCAAAAGCACCUUCUUAGAAGUAUUACUCGGCGCAAACCUGCCCAUGGACAUAAUCAACAACCGCAGCAGCCGCAUGGACAGAGUUCGUCGGUUGGUGCAUGUGUUGAAGUGGGUAAGUUUGGGCUUGAGGAAGAGGUUGAGAGGCUGAAAAGGGACAAGAAUGUGCUCAUGCAGGAGCUUGUGAGGCUGAGGCAGCAGCAACAGGCCACUGAUAAUCAGAUGCAGACCAUGGUCCAGCGGCUUCAGGGAAUGGAACAGCGGCAACAACAGAUGAUGUCAUUCCUUGCAAAAGCCGUGCAUAAUCCUAGCUUUUUGGCACAGUUUGUGCAGCAGCAAAAUGAGAGCAACAGGCGAUUAACUGAAGCCAACAAGAAAAGGAGGCUUAAGCAAGAUGAUGUUUCGGGUGAUCAUUCUGUUGGUCCUACUGAAGGACAGAUUGUUAAGUAUCAGCCUCUAAUGAAUGAGGCAGCAAAAACGAUGUACAGACAGAGCAUUAAACUGGAGGAUGGUCCAAGUCGGCUGGAAAAUUACGAUUCCAAUUCUGAAACUUCAAUGAUCAGUGAUGUUUCAUUAUCUGACACGCUAGACCAUGGGAGUUCUACAAGCCGUACCUCUGGUUUGACUCUUCAGGAGGUCCCACCAACUGCUGGGCAGUCUUACAUGCCAGCAACUUCCGGAGUUCCAGGUCAAGGUCCAUCUGCGAUGUCUGAGGUUCACUGCUCCUCGCCUGGUGAGAACUCUGAAAUGGUUGCAACUACUGCAUUUUCGACUAUGAGCUCAAUGAGUGGAGUCCAAGAGUUUCCAUCUGCCACUCUUCCAGAUGUACAUAUAACCAUGCCCGCUCUAUCUCCACUACAAGAAAUGGUACCAGAAAGCAAUAUUGAAAUGAGUGGGAUGGAGAGUGGUGCAUUUAUAGAUUCAUCUCCGGUGGGAGUGAAUGGCAAAAUGCCCUUGGAAAUGGAUAAUUUUUCUGUAAAUCCUGAAUUUGAAUGGGACAGCUACUUGCUCGAAGAUGAGAUAGAAAAGCUUCCUGGCAUUGGCGACCCUUUCUGGGAACAGUUUCUUGCUACAAGCCCACAACCCGUGGAGACAGAGAUGGCGGAUUCACCUAUACUGGAAGCUUCCAAAGCGGAAAGUGAAGUGAAGCAGCCGGAGAGCGAAUGGAACAACAAAGCUCAACACGUGGAACAGCUUACAGAACAGAUGGGCUUUCUCAGUUCAGACGCCAAAAGAGCACCUUGCUAAGUUGCUAUGGCUAAUGUACUUGUUUGUGCAGCAUCAUCCAUCACCCCAACAUAAAUCCCAAAAAUUUAAAGCAGAUGUCUGUAUUUGUGAUCAUCAUCAUGGUCCUCUUGUGUUGUGCCCUUU
Messenger RNA from Diospyros lotus (date-plum), 1981 nucleotides. RefSeq names its product heat shock factor protein HSF8-like. Gene Ontology annotation, cellular component: nucleus. Lineage: Eukaryota; Viridiplantae; Streptophyta; Magnoliopsida; Ericales; Ebenaceae. The transcript has 2 exons. The coding region runs from base 263 to 1858 and encodes 531 amino acids. The record is from RefSeq and is a predicted model, not a curated record. Gene Ontology annotation, molecular function: DNA-binding transcription factor activity; RNA polymerase II cis-regulatory region sequence-specific DNA binding. Gene Ontology annotation, biological process: regulation of transcription by RNA polymerase II.